Messenger RNA from Ostreobium quekettii, 1686 nucleotides. NCBI's taxonomy places the organism in Eukaryota, Viridiplantae, Chlorophyta, Ulvophyceae, Bryopsidales, Ostreobiaceae. The record is from the annotation of a GenBank genome assembly.
AUGGCCGAGGACCCCAACCUGAGCGUGGACGCGGUGGUGGCGGCGCAGGCCCAGGCCCAGGCGCUGGCUAACCGGUUCGUGCAGGAGAACUCCGGCAUGGCGGCGAUGCCGGCCUUCCCGCCCGUGGGCGGCGUGGAGCUGGCAGACAAGGGCGGGCUGUACGAGGAGGACGGCGGGAACAAGCGCAAGUACGAGCCCGACGGCGACGGGGAGAACGGCGUGGAAGGGCCACUGAGGAAGAAGUUUUACAACGGGCCGGAUGAGGUCGCCGGCGUGACGCCGGACCUGGUGGCGCCCUCGCUGGAUCCGGCGACCGUGGCCCCGGCGCCGGUGGCCGCCGUGCCCGUCGCGCUGCCCGACCCCUCCGCCGCGCCCGUCGUCGCUCCGGGCCUGGAUCCCCCUCUGGUGCCCACCCCGGCGGGCCUCCCCGUGACAGUGCAGCUGCCCACGCCGGGCGCCACACCCGCAGCGGGCUUGGGCGGGGACGUCACCGACACGGUGACCUGCCCCUCGAUGCUGGUCGGCCGCCUGAUCGGCCGCAGCGGCGCCACAAUCAAGCAGCUGCAGCACGACACCAACACCAAGAUCCAGAUCGAUCACCAGGCGUCCGGGGACAUGAAGAAGGUCAGCAUCACGGGGAAGUCGGUGGAGGCGCUCGAGGAGGCCAAGCAGAUGAUCAAGGGGAUCCUGGAGGCGGACGGGCCGUCCUCCGCCCCCGGGGAGGUGUCCCAGACUGUGGACUGCCUUCCGGGGAUCGUGGGCAGGGUGAUUGGGCGGGGCGGGGAGACGAUCAAGGCGCUGCAGUCCGCCAGCGGGGCCAACAUCGUGGUGGACCAGAACUUCCCACAGGGCGUGCCGCGCAAGGUGAAGAUCACCGGCCAGCCGGAGGCUGUGGACAGGGCCGUGAAGAUGGUGACCGAGCUCAUCAACGGGGAGCCUGGCAGCGCACAGAAGGUGAUACAGAAGUACGGUGUUGGGAUGACGAAGGUGCUGGACUGCCCAAAGGCGAUGGUGGGUCGUGUGAUUGGAAAGGGAGGGGAGACCAUCAAGGCACUUCAGAGGGACACUGGCGCAGCUGUGCAGAUAGACCAGAAUGUGGAACCCUGCAAAGUCACGAUCUCCGGUCCACCUCAGAAAGUGCAGGCAGCUGCUGACAUGGUGCAGGAAAUCAUCAAUGGAGGCACGCCUCUGAGUCACAUGACCCAGUUCAACAAAUUUGGUGGACCUCCACGUGGCCAAAGGGGUGCCCCUCAGCCUGGCACCUUCCCCCCGCAAUUCCCUCCCUACCAGUAUCAGCAGCCGCCACCAGGGCCCUAUGGUGGCUACAAUAGCUACCCACCACCAGCGGCCCCUGCCCCUUACCCGGGCUACUACAAUGCCCAGGGCUAUGCACCCCCUUCAUACCCCCCCGCCCCCGCCCCAGCUCCUGCCCCUGCUCCUGCAUAUGGGGCGUACCCUGGAUAUGGCCAAGCCGAUCCGUAUGGCAACCAAGCGUACGGAAACCAGCCGUAUGUGCAGCCCAACACGGCAGCAGCGGUGCCGCAGCAGGCCCAGCCAGCCCCUGCGGCUGCGCCGGCAAUGGCGGAAUCUGUGUGGCAGGAGCUGCAAGAUGCUGAGAACAGGCCUUACUACUACAACACCCAGACUGGGGUCAGUCAGUGGGAGAAGCCUGCCGAGCUUCAGUAA